CUGAGAAACUUUGACAUGUUCUUUAUUUCCUUUAUACCACAGCUGUCACAUACCAACUUCUCCAACAACAAUGACUUCCGCUCAUUUCUUCAGUCACUGUGUGCCACCUUCAAGGAGUUCAAGAUGCACGAACAGAUUGAAAACGAGUAUAUCAUCGGCCUGUUGCAACAGCGCAGCUGCACUGUGUAUAAUGUGCACUCCGAUAACAAGCUCUCAGAGAUGUUGUCCCUGUUUGAGAAAGGACUGAAAAGCGUUAAGAGCGAGUAUGAGCAGCUGAACUAUGCCCGGCAACUGAAAGAGCGACUGGAGGCAUUCACACAGGACUUCUUACCCCACAUGAAGGAGGAGGAAGAGGUGUUCCAGCCCAUGCUGAUGCAGUACUUCACCUAUGAGGAGCUGAAAGAACUCAAGAAGCAGGUGAUGGCACAGCACUGUAGCCAGCAGCGAUGGGACUGUGCAGCAGAAGUGCUGAAGGGGCUCAGUCUGUGGAGCCAGGCAGAGGAGCUGCACAAGGCCUUCAAGUAUGCUGACCACGAGAAGACUGACAAACUAGAGAAAGAUCUGUGCUCCACCCACAUCUCCCAGCUACCUACAGAGAUCCUGCUGCAUCUGUUCCGCUACCUGGGUCCUGAGGACCUGUGUCACUGUGGCCAGGUGUCCUCAGCCUGGUCCGACCUGGCCAAGACCGGCUCUCUGUGGAGGCACCUCUACCCUGUACGCUGGGCCAGAGGGGAUCACUAUCGUGGCCCCCCAGCUGAUCUGAAUCAGGAACCGGAUGAGGAGUGGGUGAAGAGUCUGCAGGAUGAGGGCAAGGCCUACCAGGAGUGGGAUGAGGAUGCAGAUGUGGAUGAGUCUGAUGAGACUUGUGAAGACUCAUUGGCUAUAAGCUCAGCUCAGAGGGAGAAGAAGCUACUGAAUGAAAUGAUCCAGAACCUUCUGCCAGCUGUGGGUUCCUCUGUCAGGUCCAUCGUUCUGGCCUACAGCUCUACGGUCUCCAGUAAGAUGGUGCGUCAGAUCCUUAGUCUCUGUCCUAAUCUCACCCACCUGGACCUCACUCAGACUGAUGUCACAGACUCCGCCUUUGACAGUUGGUCAUCUCUGGGGGCAUGUCCAUCUCUUGAGCACCUGGACCUAUCCGGCUGUGAGAAGAUCACUGACCACACCCUGAAGAAGCUGUCCAUUUCUCAGAAACGAUCUGACCGGCAAGCCAAGCUUCUGAAGAGCCCGCCUCCCAUUAGUCUGCUGGACGAGCGGCUCCUCCAUUUGAUGGGGGGCAGCAGGCAGGCCCUGAUCGUCAAGCAGCGUACAGGGACACGGUGCAGCAGCCCCUCCAGGGUCUGGGUCCUGGACCCUUCGGAGCUGGCCGACAUCGAGGAUGCAGCAGAGUGGAACCGCCGCGGGGGAGUGUCUACCCCUGAGGGGCGAGGCUUUGUGGCGACGAAGCCAGGAGGUUCGUGUUGCUGCAGGAGGAGUAGGAGGCGGGGCCUCAGGACAAGCUAUAGCACCUCCUACUGGCAGCAGCAGUAUGGGCUUGGGGAGGCCUGCUGUGGCCAUUCAACCUGCUGCACUGGUGAGAUGGCCCUGAGGGCUUGUGGAGGGCUGCAGUGUUUGUCUUACACCACCAGGGGCAGUGCAGGGGCAGAGUUUUGGACUAAAUGCUCCUCUGGGGGCCAGCGGUGCCUGGAGCUUUACAACAGAACUGAUCAGUCAGACGCUCGACGCUCGCUGAGAUUCCUCAGCCUCUCUGGAUGUUAUCGGGUUACAGACCUGGGUUUGAGGGCGCUGUCUCAGCGUGGAGGUCUUCCUUUCCUGGAGCAUCUGAACCUGUCUGGAUGUCUCCUCAUCACUGAGGUUGGGCUACAGGAGCUGGUGUCAGCCUGUCCUGCCCUCAAUGAUGAACACUUCUACUACUGCGACAACAUCAACGCAACAACUGUCCCGGUAUAGGGACAACGAUCCAACAUUUUAAGAAAUUGAUUGUAAGUUCUGAAAGAUUAUUAGAAAUUACGCUGAAAAAUGUUUUUCCUCAAGAAAUUGUAUUUAAACAAAUCUAUAAAAAUGCUAUGCACAAAAAAUUAAAUUCCACAAGCCACCAGUUUGGGAAACAAGGCGUUAGAUGGUUUGAUGCCAGAUGAUGCAUGAUGGUGAUGCAGUUGGCUUGCUGCCUCUGUUAUCCUGCGCCUCUCUGUAGCAUGUAAUGUCAGGUCAUUUAAUUUUGGCUGUGGAUUGUAUUAAAGGUGCAAUAUGCAGAAAUCACUCUGCCAUUUCCUGGUUGCUCAGAUUCUAAUAGUUUGUCUAAUUUCAGUUUGUGACAAAACAAACAAUGUAUAGUGUAGAGAAUCAUUUUACCAUCUAAACCGCUGUGAAAUAUAUUUUCAAUAACAGAAAAUAUUGUAUUUUCAGCUGUUUUGAAGCUGGUGUACCAGUAUGUAUACACCUGUUCUGAAAGGCCCAGAGUCUGCAACAGCACUAAGCAAAGGGUACCAUCAAGCAAGUGGCAUCAUGAAGACCAAGGAGCUUUCCAAACUGGUCAGGGACAAAGUUGUGGAGAAGUACAGAUCAGGGUUAGGUUAAAAGAAAUAUCAGAAACUUUGAACAUCCCACGGAGCACCAUUUUAAAUCCAUUAUUAAAAAAUGGAUAUGGCACUACAACAAACCUGCCAAGAGAGGGCUGCCCACCAAAACUCACGGACCAGGCAAGGAGGGCAUUAAUCAAAGAGACCAAAGAUAACCCUGAAGGAGCUGCAAAGUUCCACAGCGGAGUUUGGAGUAUCUGUCCAUAGGACCAUUUUAAGCCGUACACUCCACAGAGCUGGGCUUUACGAAAGAGUGGCCAGAAAAAAGCCAUUGCUUAAAGAAAAAAAUAAGCGAAUAUGUUUGGUGUUCGCCAAAAAGCUUGUGGGAAACGCUAUGUCUGGCGCAAACCCAACACCCCUCAUCACCCAGAGAACACCAUGGUGGUGGCAGUAUCAUGCUGUGGGGAUGUUUUUCAUCGGCAGGGACUGGGAAACUGGUCAGAAUUGAAGGAAUGCUGGAUGCCGCUAAAUACAGGGAAACUCUUGAGGGAAACCUGUUUCAGUCUUUCAGAGAUUUGAGACUGGGACGGAGGUUCACCUUCCAGCAGGACAAUGACCCUAAUCAUACUGCUAAAGCAAAAAUUGAGUGGUGGGCCUAGUCAAAGCCCAGACCUCAUUCCAAUUAAGAAUCUGUGAUAUGACUUAAAGAUUGCUGUACACCAACAGAACCCAUCCAACUUGAAGGAGCUGGAGCAGUUUUGCCUUGAAGAAUGGGCAAAAAUCCGGGGUGACUCCGGGAGGCUGGCCUUCUAGGCGGAGUUGAUAAAAAGCCAUAUCUCAGACUGGACAAUAAAAAGAAAAGAUUAAGAUGGGCAAAAUAAUACACUGGACAGUGAAACUCUGCCUAGAAGGCCAGCAUCCCGGAGUUGCCUCUUCACUGUUGACGUUGAGACUAGUGUUUUGCGGGUACUAUUUAAUGAAGCUGCCAGUUGAGGACAUCUCAAACUAGACACACUCAUGUACUCGUCCUCUUGCUCAGUUGUGCACCGGGCACUCCCACUCUUUCUAUUCUGGUUAAAGCCUGUUUGCGCCGUUCUGUGAAGGGAGUAGUACAGAGUUGUACGAGAUCUACAGUUUCUUGGCAAUAUCUCACAUGGAAUAGCCUUCAUUUCUCAGAACAGGAAUAGACUGACAAGUUUCAGAAGAAAGUUAUUAGGUUUCUGGACAUUUUGAGCCUGUUAUCAAACCAUAAAUGCUGAUACUCAACUAGUCUAAAGAAGGCCAGUUUUAUUGCUUCUUCAGUUUUCAGCUGUGCUAAUAUAAUUGAAUGAAUGUGAUUCGAUAACCCUCUGUUAUAACAAUCAUACCUAAACUCACCUGGCUGUCCAGCACAUUUCCCAGUGUGAGUUCCUUAUGUAACAGUCCUGCUGAUCUUGUGAGGUGCAAGGUAAGUGGGCCUUCUUUAGCUAGCUAGUCGACGAAAUACAUUUACUGUUGAGUGUCAUAACUUAAUGUUUAACUCCAUUGUGUAAACAGUACCUUUUGAGAUCGUUUCUAAACCAGUCGGAAGAGUGGGCAGUAGCCCUACUUGGGAGGAGUUAAUAGGUGCAUUGGUUUUAACUUGACCAGGCCACUGGAAUUUGAGACCAUUCCAUUGUCCCUGAAGUGCAAACUCCGCCCAGCUGGUGCACCGGCAAGGUAAAACGAAUGGGCACAGCAGUACUAUGAGUGAGUCAUUGACUGUUCUGACUGUGGCCUCCCU
This is a messenger RNA of Oncorhynchus keta (chum salmon), 4278 nucleotides long. Its product is annotated as F-box/LRR-repeat protein 5-like. The record is from RefSeq and is a predicted model, not a curated record. Gene Ontology annotation, biological process: intracellular iron ion homeostasis; SCF-dependent proteasomal ubiquitin-dependent protein catabolic process. Gene Ontology annotation, molecular function: protein binding. The transcript is spliced from 10 exons. Gene Ontology annotation, cellular component: SCF ubiquitin ligase complex. Bases 16 to 1947 code for a protein of 643 amino acids. Lineage: Eukaryota; Metazoa; Chordata; Actinopteri; Salmoniformes; Salmonidae.